Molecule: messenger RNA, 8911 nt
Organism: Blepharisma stoltei
Lineage: Eukaryota; Ciliophora; Heterotrichea; Heterotrichida; Blepharismidae
Source: the annotation of a GenBank genome assembly
AUGGAAAGCAAUUCUACCAAUAUAAAUCAAGCUUUUAAGCCAGGUGUCUUCAUCGAUGCAAAAGAUACUAUGAAUGCUUGGUGCGUCGCAAGAAUCAUUGAAUUUUACCCUGAAAGAAACGCAAUUCUGAUUCGAUAUGAUGGGUGGAGUGAGAAAUGGGAUGCGACUUAUAUGCCCCUUAAUUUAUAUAUAUAUCCAAACCUAUUUUUUCAAAAAAUAGACCCCAAAAAAUUAUUUGUUUUUUUAAAUAAUAAAUAAAAAAGGAUAGCUUAUCUUCCAGUAGGAUUUCUCCAUUUAGAAAAAACAGCCAAUUGUACACUGGCCAAAAAAAAUUCGCAAUCCGCUCUUGGGAAUAUUCUGAAGAAGAGCUUGAACGUGUAAAUUCAAUUCUUAUCACGCUUAUCCAAUCUGGUCUCAAAGCAAGCGACGCUUUUACAACAACCCAAUUUAUCCGUGGCGAAGUUUUUACUUUAGUUGACUGCUUACUUACAGGCUCCUUUAAAACUAAAGCAGAAAUCCAUGCUUCCUUAGAGUUUUUUACUCAUGUGAUUGAUUAUAUUGUCUUAUGGUUUCAGGGUUAUAAAGAAAUGUUUCCUUUGUAUUACAAUGGCUUAGACAACCCUGAACUAUUUCUGACUGAUAAUGGAGUUGCUGCUGCUAUGGCUUGGCCUGAACUUUUGCUUACAUUAGAAAGACUGCUGGGAUUCGACCCUAGGCUGCCCAGAAUCAAGACUUCUACGUAUACCCCUAAAGAGUUCAAGCCUUCUAAUUUUGUCAAUAAAACCUCCCCCAGCUCUACAAUUGUAUACCUAGUUGACCAUUUUGCGGAAUCCGGCGGUUUUGACUUAAUUCUUGAAAUUUUGUCAGAAAAAGAGUAUUUUUUAUAUAGUGAAAAACAAAAAGCGCCUUUUAGCUUUAUUACAGCUUUGCCUUUAUAUGAAAUAAACCAGUUUCUAUCAAAACAGUUUUCUGAUGAUUGGUGCCCAAAGUUUAAGAGAGUAGUUUUGGAGAGGAUUAGCACGAUUUCUAAUAGGGAGCUUAAAGAUAUUGACAAAGAUGUGAUUAGCGAAAUUUUACAAAAAUUAAGAAAAUUGAGUGGAGAAGUUGAUAGAAGAGGAGAAACCUAUGAGUUUAUAGAAAGAGCUGAGCUAGAGCUCGCCCUAAAACUUUUGAAGUGCCCUUAUAUGGAAAAAAGAUUGAGAGGGCUUAAUGAAAUCAAAGACAUGAUCGAAAAAGUCAACAAUAAAGGAGUCUAUUAUCAAGGCUUUACCAAAGGUACAAGAUGGAUUACUACAGAAUUUAUGAAGGAAUGGCUUUUACAAGAAAAUAUCAUAGAAAUUGUCCUUGACUAUAAUCAUGUAGAAAUGAUUAAAAGAGUGUCAGAAAUUUUUAUUUUUCUCGCUAAAACUGGAGCUCUUACAGAAGACCAGCUGACUCUUCUUUGAAAUUCAGGCCAAGGGCGCCAUGAUUCUUUAGUAAUCGCUACCUUACAAGCAAUUGUUGACAUAACCCCUUUCCUUUCUCCUUCUUUCCACCAAUUUUUAUUUGAAAAAAUGAAGCAAAAACCUAUCCAAGAAUACGACGAAAUGUACUUGAAAAUGCUUAAAGAAUUUACAUUAAAAGCUAUAGAAUUUGGCCCUAGAACCCGCUCAGACAAUGAUGAUUUUGCAAUCCCAAUUUUUUAUUCACUAAUUUUAGAUAGCAGCCCUAUCAAUUUUAUUGAUAUAGCUACAGACAAUUUGGCUGAAAUUUUAAAAAAUAUUCCAUGAAAAGACAAACUGUGACAAAUUUUGCUACAAUUAAUAAAAAAUAUUGAGGAAAAUCACUCGACAUUCCAGUCAUUAAAAUUAGCAAUUUUAAUAUUAGAAAGCUUUUGUGCAUAUAAGGUAUCAUCAAAUAAAGAUGAAAAUCUGAAGCUUCUUGAUGAAAGAGUAGGUGGACUAAUACAAAGAGUUGUUGAAAAUUUAGAGAAAUACUAUGAAAUUGCGAGAGAAAAGGCAAAGGGGCUUCAGAAUCCUUAUAGAGAAGUACUACAAGGAAGAUAUACACAUAACAAAAAUAUUAAGAAAAGAUUUGAAUUUAUUGAAUAUGUGCUGACUCCCCCCUCUCCGUGAGUGAACAAAAAAAUUUUGUUCAAUCACGGAGGGGGGUUAAUUUUUAUUUUUAAAAAAAAAUUAUAUAUAAAUUUUAUAAAAAUUAUUUUUUUUCGAAAUUUAAAAAAAUCCUAAUUCGCAAAAAUUGGAAAGCAAAUAUUAAUUUAAUUUAUAAAAUUUAUGUUUUAAAAAGCAAUUCGUUUAAAAUUAAACAGAAUUGGCUCUAGAUUUCAUUAUACUAAUUAUCAUUAAUAUAUCAAAAAUUUUUUCCAUAAAACAUUUUCGAUUAAAAAAAUUUUUGUUCACUCACGGAGGGUGGGUUUUUGGGCAAACAAUAGGGAUUUUUCUAAUGGUUUUGUUCACUCACGGAGGGGGGGGGAGUAAGCAGUCGGUCUUUUGCAUUUUCAAGGGCACAUUUUUCAAUUGUCUGGGAAAUUUUUGUGAAAAAUCCUUUGUCUGAUAGAGAUAAAGCUGCGUUCUUCAAGUGGCUGCAAAGGAUUAUUAGAAAUAUUUUUACCACAAAAAUGAUUGCUGAAGCUUUUGAAGUAUUUUUUGUAGAUCCUCUAGCUUUCCCAAGAGAAACUAUAAGUAUAGAGGCAUAUCAGUGUUUUUGCCAGUUUUUCUUACUCCCUCCUCCAAGCGAAUAAAAAAUUAAUAUAAAAAUAUUUUAUGAAAGCAAAAUUGUGAUAUAUAAGUGAUAAUUAGUAUAAUGAAAUCUCUAGCUAAUUCAGUUUAAUUGUAAACAGGUUGCAUUUUAAAGCAUAAUUUUACAAAUUAAAUUCAUAUUUGCUUUCCAAUUUUUGCGAAUUAGGAUUUUUUUAAAAAAAAAAUUAACCCCAUGAGCGAACAAAUUUUUUUGUUCGCUUCGGAGGGGAGAGUUAGCACUAAAUCAUAAUGAAAGGAAUAUUGAAAUAAGAGGAAACAGCCUUUUAAGCAGGAAUCAGGCCACUCUGAUAGGUUUUGAUGCAAUUAUGGACAUCCUAUUAAAAUCAAAAGAAGAAGUAUCCUCACAAGCGAUUUACUUCGUAGUCAACUUGAAUUUACGUCUAGGCCGUCUUCUUAAGCCUAGAAAAGAAGAAAUCUGGACAUCUUUUAUAAACCAGUCCUUAUCCUAUAUUGAAAAUUCCCAAUCAGAUUUAACUACAGAAAGGGUCUUAAAGCUGCUAUUAUGCUUUUUAGACGACUCUGGACACCGUGAAGAAUCUCCAUCAGGACCUAUUCAAGUAUUUUACGCCAAAACAAUGCAGGAGAACGAAUACAAAAAAAUCCACGCAUAUUCCAACCAAACAGUCGGCAGUUUGCGCCGUAAAAUUUCUGAGCUUUAUAAAAAGCCAUUAAACACAGUCCUCCUUACACUGAGCGGGAUUCGUUAUGACUCUUAUGAUGACGACAUGCCUAUAUCUAGCAUAAAAACUUCUGUUAUAAGCAUUGAUUUUCUGCAGCCAAAAUCCGACGAAAUUACCCAAGUCCAGCUCCUUUCAAAGCACCAAAAACUGGUCGACGUCCUAUUCCAGCUCUUAUCAGUCCCUGACAAAGCAUUUGCAGGUUUGGCUUGGAAUUUACUUACAGCUCUCCCUAUAAAUGAAAAAAUAAAAAUCCAAAUAAAAGAGCUGGAGCAGACUUUGCCUGAACUUUUAGAUUCAAGCUCCCUUUAUAAGCUUCUUUAUACACUAAUUAUCAUAGAACAGCUAAUUUCAGACGAAGAAUGAAUGCAGAAAUUCCAAAAAGCGGGAGGACUGCCAUACCUUAUUGAUAUUUAUUUAAAUACUGACACUUCUAAUAUAAAAAGUAUAUCUUUGAACUCAAGAUACUGCUCAGUCAUGAUCAGCCUCCUUUCUUUAAUUUUCAAAGAAACCUCAAGUGAGCCAUCCCCUCAGUUAAUUUUAAAAAUUUUCCAGUCACUUAUGAUUAUUGCGUCUGCCUGCAAAAGUUCGGAAGAAGAAGCCUCAAAGGUUGCGGUCCAUGCGACAGAAAUGCUGCUACUUAUAGGAAACUGGAAUGAAAGUCUCUUGGUAAAUACAGUUAAAAAAUGUGAACAAUUGGAAAGUUUGAUUAGGGUUUCUAUAUUAAGCUGCCCAAAUACCUUUUUUGGGGCGUCAAUGAUGACGUUAUUUGACAAACUUGCAAAUUUAAGUGAAGAACUGAGUACUCAUAUAUUGGAUAUCCAUAUAAAACUUAUAAAUACAGCUUAUGAAGAAAAUGCGUCUGAUUUUUAUUGGGCACUGCUGUCACAUUUAUUGAAAAGAAAUAAUGAUAAAGAAAAAAAGACUCCUCUUGUACAAAGAUUAUUGUUAGAACUUCAAGAAAAAAAGCCAGAAAAAUCUUCGAAAGAGCAUGAUCAUGUACUAUGGGGCACACUAAGAGUGAUAAGAUCUGGGAUUAGAAAAUCAAAUAUAAAGAUAACCAAAGAAAUUGUCCAUUUAAUUCUUCAUUCUUGCCUCUUUGAGGUCCCUUCAUCAUCACAAUUAGACCCUCCUCCUAAAUGCAAAAACAGCGACACACGAAAAGAAGCUUUUAGGCUGCUCUAUAAGCUUUGUGUAAUAAGUCGUGACGCUUUAUACCAAGUUGUGGAGUAUUUAAACAAGCUUCAUGAAGACCCUCAUUGGAGAACGUCAAGAUUUGCUGAUUGGAAUUAUUCCCCAGUAGCAUUGGAAAAGUCUGAGACAGGCUUUGUUGGGCUGAAAAAUUUAGGGUGUAUUUGUUAUAUGAAUUCUUCUAUACAGCAGAUGUUUAAUGUGCCGACAUUUAGAGAAGGAAUUUUAAGAGCUAAAGAUUUGAGUGGUCAGAAUUUGGAUGAGAGCCUUUUAUAUCAGCUUCAAUAUAUUUUCUCUGGGCUUAAAAAAUAAUAAAAAUAAGUUUUUCAUAUAAAACAAUAUUUUUAAUUAAAAAAAAAUUUAAGGCUUAAAAAUAGUGAUAAGCAACAUAUAAAUCCUAAAGGUCUUUGUAGAGCUUUUAAGGACUGGGAAGGCCGGCCUGUCAAUGUUUUUGAACAAAUGGACGCUGAAGAGUUUUUCAACACAUUUAUGGACCGUCUCGAAAACCAGCUUAAAGGUGACCCUAAUGAGCAUAUCAUCAAAAACCAUUUUGGAGGCUUCCAAGUCACAGAAAUGUUUGGAAAAGACACCUGUAAUCAUCGCAGUGAGCGUCUCGAGCCCUUUUUAACAUUUCCAGUCCAAGUGAAAAACAAGAAAAAUCUUUAUGAAAGCUUAGACAGCUUUAUAGAAGGCGAACUUUUAGAAGGCGACAAUAUGUAUCAAUGUGACCAUUGUGACAAUAAAGUUCCUGCAUUGCGACGAGUCUGCAUAAAAUAUUUGCCAAACACCUUUAUUAUCAGUCUGCGGCGCUUUGAAUUCGAUUUUGAUACCAUGGCAAGGGUAAAGGUCAAUGACUACUGCGAGUUUCCGAUGGAAAUUGAUAUGGAGCCUUAUACACAAGAUAAUUAAUGUGGUGGUAGCGACAAAAUAUGUCUUUGGCGACGCACCACUUUGGGAGCCAAAGUCACUUUAUAGCCUAAGCCAAGGCUCAGGCUCUUUAAUUUUAAUUCUUACCAUGCCUGAGCUGCCGUAUGGGAGUGGGUAAACCUUGGGAGCCAGCUGGUAGCGACUCAGUCCAAGCAUGAUUUUUGGGUCAUGGUUUCUUUCCCUACCAAUUCAGAAGGGCCGCGGUUCUUUUUUUCCUAGGUGUUACCUCCCCUCAAGGUGGCGGACAGAAGGCAUCGGGCUGACUUUUGCCUUUAUAUAGGCAUCCGAAUGACGUUGAGCAAGAGGAGUCUUUCUAAUCCUUCAAGACUUAGGGGGAUAUCUGUUCAAGCCCUAGGUCCUGGAGUAAAUCGCUGUUGGGUCAGGGCUCAGGCAACUGGGCUACCUCGGGAAGCAAGUUUCGGCGGUCGCAAGCGUGCGGAGGCAUCAAUCUGGAAGACCGUAAGCCAUUUAAUUUUAAGCUUAUACACAAGAAGGGCUUGAGCGUAAAGAACUCCUCAAGCUGAAAGAGCAAGCCAUCAAAGAAGGCAAAGAGUUUACCAAAGAAAUUCCUAAUAAAAAAUACCCAGAAGAAUAUUAUAAAUUUACCUUGAAAGGAAUUGUGAUUCAUAUGGGAACUGCAGAAAGCGGUCAUUAUUAUUCAUUCAUAAAGGACAGGAGCUCUGGGAAGUGGAAUGAGUUUAACGAUACCAUUGUGAGGCCUUUUAACCCAGAAGACAUCCCUAACGAAGCCUUUGGAGGCGAAGAAAAAUGGUCAUUUUCUUCAUCAUACAGUUCAAAUUCUACCACAAAUCGUGAAAAAUACCGAAAUGCCUAUUUACUAUUUUACGAACGUGAAAAAUUCUAUAUUUUUUAUCCAGCCCUUUCCCUUAAUUUAUUUUUAUCUAUCAAUUACCCUAUUUACUUUAAUACAUUAUAUUCAAAGCAAAGCAAUGAAGAUGACACAAUUAUCCCAUUAACCACAAUUACCUCCCAAGGAGAAGUCAAAGAUUUCGAAGAAGUAAAAGAAGAGAACGAAAGGUACUGGCGCUGCAAGUCCAGCUUUAGCACUGAUUAUUUUGAUUUUAUUACAAGGCUGCUUAAGUAUGGAAAAAAUGAAAUUUUGAAAUUCGCUGCCAGCUUCUUUUUGACUAUUAUGAUAAGAAGCAAAGACGUGACGAGGCUGCCAAUUUUUGUGAAUUUAUUGAAAAAUCAGCUGAAAGAAAAUGAAGAAAUCAGUGAGUGGGUGCUGGAGACUGUGACUGUGCCACAGGUUUUGAAAGAACUGCUGCUGGAUUGCCCUGUUGUUGAGAAAAGAAGGGUCAUUGUAGGGGUAAUUCAUGCAGCGCUGAAGACGGUGAAUCCAUAUUUGCAUGAGCAGUUUUUGCAGAGGUUGCUGAAUAAGCUGUCAAUUGCGAAAUCGCCAUAUUCAAGGCAUUUUCCACAGUAUUUUGAAGUUAUUUAUAGAACUGUGCAGAUGAGUCCACAUUUGAUGCCUUCGACGCAGCUGAUAGCAAAGUUAACUGCUUAUGUACAGCGCAUGACUCCUUAUAUUGAUUUCUGAGGAAAAAUAACUUUAAAGAAAAAGUCCUUUUGGCAUUUUAAAAUAUUCUGAGAAGUCAAGUUUAAAACAGACAAAUAGGAAAUAUAAGAUGAUUAAUUUUUGACUUUUAGAUAAUUUUUCAUAAUUUUUUUCUUUUAAAAGCUAUUGUCCUUAAAGAUCUAUAAAGGGGUACCCGCUAUACUUACUCCCCCCCUCCGUGAGUGAACAAAACCAUUAGAAAAAUCCCUAUUUUUUGCCCAAAAACCCACCCUCCAUGAGUGAACAAAAAUUUUUUAAUAGAAAAAAUUUUUAUGGAAAAAGAUUUUGAUAUAUAAGUGAUAAUUAUUAUAAUAAAAAUCUCUCAAGCUAAUUUGUGUUUAAUUUUAAACAAAUUGCGUUUUAAAACAUAAAUUUUAUAAAUUAAAUUAAUUUUUGCUUUCCAAUUUUUAUAGAAGUGAGAUUUUUUUAAAUUUCGAAACAAAAAAAUUUAUAUCAAAUUUUUUUAAAAAAAAAAAUUAACCCCCCUCCGUGAGUGAACAAAAUUUUUUUUGUUCACUUACGGAGGGGGGAGUUAGCGAAAAAAUUGAUUUUCCACUCUAUGAAGAGCGGUAUUUUUUUUAAAUUGAAUUCUUUAUAAUAUUUUUAUAAUUUUUUUUUAUUUCCAAUAAAAUGUAGCAUAACAAUACUAUCCUUUAUCACAAAUUUAUCUUAAAAUGUUAUAUAAAUUUUCCGACAUUUAUUUAGGCUACGACAAACAUGCUACUACUGAUGAAUCUCAUGACAAGUUUUCUUCCCAUGAUGACAAUAACUCUUUAUCCUACGUUCUCGCUAUCCUGAAUUUCGGCUCUCAAUAUCUCUCAUCUGAGCUGGUUUCGACCUUUUGGCAGAAAUCAAUAGUAUCCAAGCUUUCUUCAUCUUGCACUAAUAAAAUUGGUUGUAGAUCAGUAGGUGAAUUUUAUGCCAAAUUCUGCAGCCAAAAUAGAGUACUUUCAGAAAAUUAUGUUGACGUGCUGAUUCAGCAUAUCUCAGACAACGACUAUGAUUUCCAGCGCCCAUUUCUUCGACAGUUAACUUGUCUGUUGAAAAUUCAGGAUGAUUUGACUGACGAUCGUGUUGAUUAUGGCUUAAGGAGCUUAUGCUAUAUUAUGCUAAUUAAUAAUAUAAAUUAAUAACAGAAAGAAUUAGUAAAAUCAACCAAUUAUAAUAUAUUGACUGAAAUGAAAGAAAACAAGCAAUAUUAUAAAACCACUGAGCUAUGCAUUGAAUAUUUCUUCAAAACAGUCUUAAGAAUCCCUGCUGCUAAAGAAUGGGCUUAUAAAAAAGUAAAAGACUUCAAGUGGAUUGAAGCUUGGCUUAAGGAUAACCAGUUCCCGACAGCACCUUCUGGCAUGAAGCCUACAAUGAGUUUGUAUAAGCCAAACAGCACACAGUGGGGAGCUACCUCUGCUUAUAUUUCCAAAAACAAUAUCCCUCUUAAAAAUAUUUAUUAUCUAUUUUUAUUUUGUUUAAAAAUAUUUUUAAUAUAUAUGAGAAAGGAUACAGAAAAGCUUGAAUUUUAUAAAAAAAUUUUGAAAGGAACUGUAGCACCUGCAAUGGACGAUUGGGAUAGUGAUGAAGAUAUGAAAGAUGAAGAUCUGCAGGUUGAUAAGAAAAUUGAUGCUUUAGAAAAUAAUGGGCAACGAUGGUGUAGAGCUACAAUUGUGAAUAAUGUUGGAGAAUUGUUGCAAAUCAGGCUGGAUAAUGCAGAAAAAACUUCUAAGUGGGUAGAAGUUGAUGGAGACUUGAUUGCACCUGAAGGGAGUAAAACUAGUUAUUAA